UAGGUUCUAUUUUCAUGGACUCUGCCGAAGAUAUCUUCGAUUCAUCGCUAAAUCUUGAAGAAACCCAUUACCAGGGAGGUUACAAAGAAGGUUUCAACCACGGCAUAACCACCGGCAAGGAAGAGGGAAAGGAAGUAGGUCUUAAAACGGGGUUCGAAACAGGCGAAGAGCUCGGUUUCUACAAGGGCUGUGUCGAUGUGUGGAAUUCCGCCAUCCAAGUCGAUCCGACCCAGUUCUCUGCUCGGAUUAAAAAAAACAUCAAGCAGAUGCAGGAAUUAAUCCAAAAGUACCCUGUUAUGGAUCCAGAAAACGAAAGCGUACAAGAAAUAAUGGAAGCUUUGAGGCUCAAGUUUAGGGCUAUCUGUGCUGGGUUGGGCUGGAAUCUUAAGCAAGUAGAAAGAGGAGGAGAAGCAAAGAUGUUGAACAAGAUGCUGGCUUGUGGCAAGGUAUACAUUUCUGAAAGCCGAAAUAGGGCAGCUUUGGAGUCGAUUGAAAGAGCUGCCAAGCUAUUCCCCGAGGCUGCUAUUGUGAGUAAGUUCAUAGAUGUGGCAUACAAUAGAGUUGGGUAUACGAUUGUUUCGAGAUUGACUCCAAAACCAUCUCAAGAUUCAUGUCCUUUGAAAGAUACAGUGUUUGCCAUUGUUAAGUCUGCUUUGGAAACCAUAGACUUUGAGUUGCAUUCCGGAACUCAUCCUCGACUUGGAGUUGUUGAUCAUAUAUGUUUUCACCCCUUGGCACAUACUUCCUUGGACCAGGCAGCUCUGAUUGCAAAGUCAUUGGCAGCCGAUAUAGGCUCUAAACUUGAAGUACCUACAUUUCUUUAUGGGGCUGCUAAUGAGAUGGGAAGGUUGCUUGAUUCUAUCAGAAGAGAACUUGGUUAUUUCAAGCCUAACUCGGGCAGUAUUCUGUGGUCCGGAGGGCCUAAAUCAGGGUCCUUGCCACUGAAGCCUGAUGCAGGUCCAGCUCAAGCAUCUCCAGCAAAAGGUGUUAUUCUAAUUGGAGCCACCCAUUGGGUUGCUAACUACAAUGUCCCUGUGUUGUCAACUGAUAUUGCGGCUGUUCGUAGAAUUGCGUCGAAAGUGAGUGAGAGAGGCGGUGGACUUCCUUCAGUGCAAGCGAUGGGGCUUGCACAUAGUGAUGGUGUUACUGAGGUGGCUUGUAAUUUGCUGGAACCAAGUGAAGUGGGAGGAGAUAGAGUUCAGGUUGAAGUUGAGAGGCUUGCAAAGGAAGAGGGUUUGCUUGUAGGGGAGGGGUAUUUCACCGAUCUUACACCGGACCAGAUUAUCGAAAGGUACAUGAAGUUGAGUUCUCAUUAAUGGAUGAAAUGUGAUCUUGGAUGCAUUAUUUGUUCUAUUCAUGUAUCUCAGUUUUUACUGC
Molecule: messenger RNA, 1377 nt
Organism: Hibiscus syriacus
Lineage: Eukaryota; Viridiplantae; Streptophyta; Magnoliopsida; Malvales; Malvaceae
Product: formimidoyltransferase-cyclodeaminase-like
Exons: 4
Coding region: 15-1316 (433 amino acids)
Molecular function (GO): transferase activity; folic acid binding
Source: RefSeq, a predicted model, not a curated record